This is a messenger RNA of Perognathus longimembris pacificus (Pacific pocket mouse), 1533 nucleotides long. Its product is annotated as elongin-A3 member D-like. Lineage: Eukaryota; Metazoa; Chordata; Mammalia; Rodentia; Heteromyidae. The transcript is spliced from 4 exons. The record is from RefSeq and is a predicted model, not a curated record. Gene Ontology annotation, cellular component: nucleus. The annotation marks the transcript as partial.
GCGACCACGGAAGGAAGCAGACCAAGAGCAGGAAGCGGAGGCCAGCCUCGCAGCAGCGACACACCAACCGACCGAUCAACCGACCGACCGACCAGAGGAGGAGUGCCCAGAGCACGGCGAGUGACCUACAGCACCCAGGAAGCCAGGUGAGUGGCCCGCGCAUCUCUGAGGACGUGGACGGUGUGGGCAUCGGCAUGGGCGCGACCGAGUGGGCGUGCGGGGCCGUGCGGCAGCUCCAGCAGCGCCUGGGCUCCAGCACGGACGCGGACGAGCUCCGCCGCUCCUUGAGGCUGCUCUCCCGCCUGCCCAUGACGCCGGAGAUCCUGGCGGCCACGGGUGUCAGGGGGACGCUGGAGGCCUUGAGCAAGCACCAGCAGGUGGGCAGUGUGGCCAAGGAGCUGGCCGAGCGCUGGGAGAUCUUGGCUGUGCCGAGCCACCCGUCAGAGGCUCGUAGCCAGGUCGCGGAGCAGGCUGUGGUUCCCGAGCCCACGGAGGAGGAUCCGGGGCAGGGGGAGAGGAACGGGGCGCAGGAGCGCGAGAUGUGGAAGGCAUCCACCGCGGAUCAGUGCUGUCCCAGCGGGGCGAGGGAACUGCAGGCGGGAAGCCAGGUGAGCGGCCCGGGCCUGUGUGCAGACCUGGACCUGGGUGGCGUCGGGACGCAGACGGCGGACUGGGUGUGGGGGGCCGGGGAGCAGCUCCAGGAGCGCCUGGCCUCCAGCGCCGAAGGGGACGCACUGCGCAAGAUCCUGAGGCUGCUGUCCGUCCUGCCCAUCACGGCGGAGAUCCUGGCCGCCACGGGACUCAGAAGGACAGAGAUGGCGAAGCGCUGGAAGACCUUGGCUCUCCUGGGUGGAAACCCAGCGCUCGAGGCAGAGCUGAUGGGCCGGGGCCCGGAGCGGGAUGGGGCCCCAGCGCCCACCCAGGAAGUUCUGGAAUCACGGGAACGGAAGCAGAAGCGGAAGAGGUGGAGCUUGGCAGGGCUCGUGCCAGCCCUCCUGGGGCAGGACCCCGAGCGGGAUGGCGCUCGGGAGCCCAGGCAGGAUGGCCCCAUGCAGUCGGAGUGGGCUGAGUGGGAAGAGCUGAUGAAGGAGGCAGGUGUGGUUCUGGAAUCCCCGGAGAGGGUCCCGACGAGUAGCGAGGUCAAGGGAGACCAGGCAGGCAAGCUGGUUCUUGUUCAAGCUCCUGAUCCCGCCCGAGAGGAGCCAACGGUGCCGCCCGAGGGCGACCCUCCGGAUUUCCCCGGGGGGCCAGUCGAGUCAGCUCAGCACCCCAGUCCCGGGAACGGUCACAGCAGGACCGUGGCACCCGGCGGCACAGACAGGCUGUGGCAAGUCCGCUGCAGAAAGGAGUUUAAGGAGGCCACCCCGGCCCCGGGCGAGUCCUGGCAGGAGCUUUUCGUGCGGCUGCGCCAGGAGCGGGAGCAGCGUCUGCAGGCCGUGAGCGCCAGGAUCCGGGCUGCCCAGGCCCAGGAGAGCAGGGGCCGCCGGACACAGAUGCUCCUGCACCCGCUUCCCCAGAAGCGCCCUCGCCGCG